Messenger RNA from Vitis riparia (riverbank grape), 858 nucleotides. RefSeq lists its product as uncharacterized. NCBI's taxonomy places the organism in Eukaryota, Viridiplantae, Streptophyta, Magnoliopsida, Vitales, Vitaceae. The record is from RefSeq and is a predicted model, not a curated record. The transcript has 6 exons. Bases 236 to 643 code for a protein of 135 amino acids.
UUCGAGUAGUUCAUUUGCUUUGUUUCUUGUUGAAGAAUCAUAUAUGUUUCUCUAUCACUUUCUCUCACCUUCGGUCUCACUUUCUCCAGAAAAUUGAAUUCAACUUUGCUAGCUUUCAAGAAUCUGAUCACUUGGGUGUUGCUGAUUUCACAUUCAGCAAUUUCUUCUCAGUGUUGUUCAUCAUCGAUUAGAUUCCCUUUUCACUUGGAAGCUGUUUCUUUCAAAUUAAUCCAACAUGUAUGCUAAUUUCAGGAAAGUGAUAGUUCCGAAAACAUCAAGACCAACCACAUCAACACCGGACUCAACUGCAACAUGGCUCAGCUGUCAUUACUGCUCUCGGCUCUUUAGUAGCAGCCCAAAUGUUCGAGGUGUUGUUGUACAAGCCAGGGAACCCAAUACUAGCUACUAUGUGGCUGAUUACGUUACUAACACUUACCGUCCAGACAAUGGAUUAAUAAUUUCUGAAUGGAUUACAGCUGAAAAUGGGGAGAAUAAUUUGGCCUUGACCCGUAUCUACUGUGACAGAUGCAGACUACCUGCUGGCUGGAAAGUCCUUCAGCGGAGCCAAACUCACCCUAUUGUCGAUGUAGGCCAUGUUUUGCUGCCAGUUACUCCUCCUGCUGCUUCUCCUUCUCAGCCAUAAUGGCUGAUGGCUCUCCAUAUAUACAGUGGAUGUGGCUCGUGGCUGAUGGCUCUCUCUGUUACUUAAGAAUCUCAAUACAGUAGUUAUCCAAUGCAAUGUACUUGUGAUGUAAUACCAAUUGCUAGCUAGUACCAGCUCUGUUGCAUGAAAACUUGAAGCAAUGUUUUCAGAAGCUUUCAUGUUGGGUUGAAUAAAUUCAUGAGAAUUCUAUGUCG